AUGAUCGGUCGAGGGGCUAAACGUGCGCGAGUCGAUGACAGCGGAGCUGAAGAGGUGGAAAAACAUGACGGGGGGUUUGUUACACCCCUGCAAAUGUUCGCCACCUUUACUCAUAACAUAACAUUUGAGGAAACGCGCAAAUUAAAACUUCUUGCCACUCCGGCAGCAAGUCCCGAUUCAAACAUGUAUACUUUUAUUCACAACCGGCAAGAAUAUGGUGUCAUGCGGUUAGAAGAUGCCACCAUAUCGGCAGAUUUGCAGGUUACAACCGCAGCCAAUGGAAAUCCUGCCGCUACCCUUAGAGUGGCACCCAUGGCACGACCUUUAGCAUUCGGUUGGAAAACGAAAGAAAUAUAUGUAAACAACGAUCUGGUGAAUACUACCACGACGCAUGAAUCAGAAAUUAGCUAUGUCAAUGCAUUUUUGACAGAAACACCCGACGGUCGGUAUGAUAAACGCGAUUUGUGUUUGGGGUGGUACGAUACUGCGGGUCAGUUUGAUGACACCGUGGGAUUCCAAAAUGGUACUAACACCGUCAACCAUGGGGGUCGUAGAAGAGCAAGAGCGGUAAAUCAAGGGGCAAGAUUUAAAUGUUAUGACAAAUUAGAUUUGUUGGGUCAUAAUAAACGAUUUUGCCCCACUUCUUUUGACGUUAAAGUGGAAUUAACGAGAUUGAGCAACGACAAAUUUUUCCAUGGUGUCGAUGCAAAUGUUACUGCAAGCAAGAUGAGGUAUCAUGAUUUAACAUUGACAAUUCCCAUGAUGAAACCCGUCGCUCAAUUAUCUGCCGCAAUUAAUGAAUUGAUGAUUCAGAAUUCGGAAGAAUGUAAAUUUUACACCACAACCUAUUGUUAUGUGGGCAAACCGUUGGCUGUCGGGGCUCAGAAUGUUCAGGUGAAUGAUAUUUUUAAUGGUGGGCGACCUACACGAUUUAUUUGUUUCCAGAAAACCCAGGCGCGGUACAACGGCGAUAACGAGCUAAAUUUUCACAGCAUGCCAUUUCCCGACAUCAAUCAUUUUCAAGUGAAAAUCAACGAAGCUAAUAUCCCACCGUUAAUUACCAACGCGAAAGAAGCAUAUUUAAAUCUGGUUCGUGUUUUAGACAGACGUCAUAGUCAAAUGCCUGUGACGUAUCCCGCGUAUGAAUCUGAUUUUGGUAUCAUCGUAGUCGAUUUAACGACUAAUCGAGAUAGUUACAAUCAGGUUCUACCCAAUUCGACGGCAGGUGUAGUGAGCGUCGAUAUAAAAUAUGCUGCAGCAUUACAAGCCGCACAACAAUUGGUUUUUAUUGGUGAGUUUAGAAAUCAAUUGUCCAUCGGGUAUAAGACGGCUGCCCGUAAUAAAUUUGAAUUCUAA
Molecule: messenger RNA, 1356 nt
Organism: Paramuricea clavata
Lineage: Eukaryota; Metazoa; Cnidaria; Anthozoa; Malacalcyonacea; Plexauridae
Source: the annotation of a GenBank genome assembly